Molecule: messenger RNA, 870 nt
Organism: Rubroshorea leprosula
Lineage: Eukaryota; Viridiplantae; Streptophyta; Magnoliopsida; Malvales; Dipterocarpaceae
Source: the annotation of a GenBank genome assembly
CUAGCACAUGUCGGCACAUGUCGAUAUGUUAUUCGUGACCCUGCUAGUGGGGGAGGUUAUAAACACUAGCACCUGUCGACAUGUUAUUGAUAGAACUGGUUCGUCAGUGACCUUGCUUGUGGGGGUUAUACACCAGCAAACAGUGACCCUGCUUGUGGGGAUUAUACACCAGCAAACAGUGACCCUGCUUGUGGGGAUUAUACACCAGCAAACAGUGACCCUGCUUGUGGGGGUUAUACACCAGCAAACAGUGACCCUGCUUGCGGGGAUUAUACACCAGCAAAUAGUGACCCUGCUUGUGGGGAUUAUACACCAGCAAACAGUGCGCCUGUCAGUGGGUGUUAGAUGCUGGCCAUGACCUAUAGAGGAGACGUCUAUUUCGUUCCCGUACUGUAUCCGUUUUGCGUGAUUGCACAUGUUGGCAUGCUAUAAUUUUAAUAAUGGGCACUCCAUAUUUUACUUACUAAGUUUAUCUCAUAGUUUUUCCUUGUCCACCAUUUCAAGAAGUGAAUCCGAGGACGGGGAAACCACGGGAAGUGACGAGUUAGAAGGCUAGCCAUAUUGUAAUUGAACAUAGAUUUUAUAAUUUGAUCUUCAGAUUUUGAUGUGAUAAAUCUGGAAUUUGUGUUUGGAGUUGUUGAUGAUUUCAGUGUGUGUGAAUCUGCUUGUAAGCUCCAGUUCCAGACUUAAAAUGAGUUAUUUUGCAUUCGUAACGGUAAUUAAUUUGGUUCGUUUCUCUUGUUUCAAUCUUAUGAUUUUGGUUCAAUAUAUCUGUUUGAUAUUUGAUGAUUUUUGAGUGGAUAACUUGGUUUGCCCGUGUAAUGAACUUAGAUGUGAAGCGACAAUGAUCAAUCAAGAAUUUUCAUGUUU